This is a messenger RNA of Aspergillus heteromorphus CBS 117.55, 2786 nucleotides long. RefSeq names its product E3 ubiquitin-protein ligase BRE1. Gene Ontology annotation, molecular function: ubiquitin protein ligase activity. The record is from RefSeq and is a predicted model, not a curated record. Gene Ontology annotation, cellular component: HULC complex; nucleus. The transcript is spliced from 6 exons. Bases 127 to 2307 code for a protein of 726 amino acids. NCBI's taxonomy places the organism in Eukaryota, Fungi, Ascomycota, Eurotiomycetes, Eurotiales, Aspergillaceae.
CUUCUCCCCCUUCCACCCACCACCCCCAUCACUCUUACACGGUCGGAUAUUGUUGUGGUCCCUGCUCUCGGCCCGUUGCUGCUCAGUGGUGACGGCCUCUUCUCACGUAUGCCUCUUUAGCCACUGAUGCCGGCCGCCGAAGCAUCCCCCGUCGCAUCUUCCGAUUCCGGUCUUGUCAUGAUGGACGACCGGAAGAGAGCCGCUGCCUAUGACCACAAUGACUCGGCUCCACCAUUGAAGAAGCAGGCCACUUCGGUCAAUGGUGGCAGCAAGCCGCACCCCGACGCUGACAUGCCCUGGAAGGAUGACCUGGAGCGAUUCCAGAAGGACGCAAUAUGGCGCCAGAUGCAGGAGUACAAGCGCGAGAAGGUGUCCCUCGAGGCCAAGUUGAAGGAGAUGUCCAAGACGACCACCUAUCAUAAUGACCACCUUCGUAUUAUCGAUGCUUGGUACAAGCAGUUAAUCGACGAGGUCAAAAUGCUCCUGGGCGCUUCGGAUGAGGAUGCCAAGGACCGUCCGUCCUUUCAAAGCGGCCUGAUGUUUGACGACAACGACAAGUUCGAAAAACACCUGAAAUCCCGGUCGGAUGAUAUUCGCCAAGUCAUCUCCGGCGUGCUUUCCAAGUCCGCCAAAGCCCCACCCGAAGUCUCCGAAUUGCAGACUCAACUCGCGAAGAAGUUGGCCGAAGAGAAAGCCACCAUCACCGAACUGGAGAAAGCACUGUCCGAAAAACAGCAAUUAGAAGAAAGCCUAGAAGAAGCCUCCUUACGGUAUAUGGUUGCCGAAAAGAAGCUGGACCGUGCGCGCAGCUUGACAGUCGCCAAAUUAGAGAAACAGUAUAUCUUAGGUGCGCAGCGACCUGGUGGCGACAGCGCGUCCGGGCCUCGCGAAGAACCCUCUGCCUCCAACGGCGCGACCCCGAGCGGCGAGCGGAGUCCGGCACUGGACGAAGCACACAACAAGCUUGUUGCCAUAUCGGAGAAGCAGAAGGAGCAGCUACAGAAGUUGGAGGGUGAAAAUGCCAAAUUACUUACUCAAAUUACAGAAUUAAAUGUCAAGCAUUCACGACUAACGGACGACGACUACGCGCAUACGGAUCUGUUCAAGCAGUUGAAGUGCCAAUAUGACGAUGUUGUUACUCGGAUAAAUCACCUGGAAGCGACCAACAUCCAAUUACGAGAAGAGGCGGCGAAAUUCCGAUCAGAACGAACGGCCUACCGUAACCAAGUGGAUGAGGAGACACAGAAUGCGAUCGCCGAGAAGGAAGCCCAGCUAAUGAGGGCCGAAACGGAUUUGGCCCGGAUACGCAACGCACGCGACGAACUUUUGGCGGACCAGCAAAUGCGGAAGGCGGCGCAAGAACAGGAGAAGAUGUCUGCCGUGAAGGUGCAGGAACUUGCGGAGGCCGGACAGGCUCGGAUUACGGCCCUGGAGUCGGAAGUGGAAAGACUGCGUACGGAGGUCGAGAAGGAGAAGAGCACGUCAGCCAGCGUGGAUGAGAUUCCGCCCGAGGAGUUGCGCACCAAAUUCGGGAACCUGGAACGUCAAUAUGCGAUGCUCAACACCGAGCUUUCCUCGAUGCAAACUGCGUGCAAGAAGUAUUCUUCCUUGGCUUCGCAAAAAGUCACCGAUUUCAGUGUCUUGGAAGAGAAGGUCGCGCGCCUGGUUGCGGAGAAAUCGAAGGCCGAUCAGAAGUAUUUCGCUGCGAUGAAGAGCAAGGAAGCCCGGGAACUGGAAGUUCGCACACUGAGAAUGCAGAACUCCAAGAGUUCGGACAUCGUCUCUCAGCUGAAGGAAUCUGAGGCAGCCACGCGAUCUCUGCUCGCGAAUAUGGAGAAGCAAGUCAGCGAGACCAAAGACGCAUUGAACUCCGUGAUGAGCAAGCUUUACGCCGCCCAGCAGCAGGUCACAGAGAAGAACAUCAUCAUCGACGGCUUGAACCGACAGGUCGGCGAGCUCAAGGCGUUGUCAACUUCCAAGGAUUCGACUUUGGCCAGCGCCUCGAGCGCUUGCCGUCAAGCGGAAACCGAGGUCGAGGGCUUGAAAGCAAGCCUUGCGGAUACCAAGAAGAGCCUGGAGAACUGGAAGAACAAGAGUCUCGGGAACUCAUCGUCCGAAUACGAAAUGCUGAGGACUCUCGCACUCUGCACUGUCUGCCGCAGGAACUUCAAGAACACCGCAAUCAAGACUUGCGGCCAUGUGUUCUGCAAAGAGUGCGUCGAAGAACGCCUCACGUCCCGGUCACGGAAGUGCCCCAACUGCAACAAAUCAUUCGGCAAUAACGAUUACAUGCACAUCACGUUGUGAUGUCGCCUUUUUGGUUGCCCCCCCCAUAAACCUCGUGUAUUAUAGUCUCUUCUUUUCUUCCCCUUCCCUUCUUGAUCUUCUCGCCCUUCCCCAUUUCCCCACCUAUGUCAUUUUAUUACCUUGCUUUUUUUUUUUUACCUGUUUCGUCCUAUAAUCAUGGAAAAGGGCUCAUGGUGCGGUGUUUACUGUGUUUAGCAGGAUAGGAUCUCAGAGGGCCGGCGUUCGAUCUAAAUCUGCUUCGUUUGAUCAGAUAUUGUCUUUGCAUAGUGGCCGGGUUGUUGGUCUUCGGGUUACCGGUUUUUCUGUUUGAUUUUUUUUUACCCCCUUGUUUGUUUUCAGUUCUCCGGUCCAGAGGAGUUUUCUUGGAUACCCACGUCAGUGUUCCCGCGGCACCUGGGUGGGACAAUAUGGUGCGAGAUGUAGGAUUAACUAGCCAGUCCCUGAUGAGAAAAGGAUGAUGAAUGCAGCAAUGUUCCUAG